Messenger RNA from Helianthus annuus (common sunflower), 4578 nucleotides. Its product is annotated as ABC transporter C family member 3. The coding region runs from base 113 to 4507 and encodes 1464 amino acids. NCBI's taxonomy places the organism in Eukaryota, Viridiplantae, Streptophyta, Magnoliopsida, Asterales, Asteraceae. The record is from RefSeq and is a predicted model, not a curated record. Gene Ontology annotation, cellular component: plant-type vacuole; vacuolar membrane. Gene Ontology annotation, molecular function: ATP binding; ATP hydrolysis activity; ABC-type transporter activity. The transcript is spliced from 9 exons. Gene Ontology annotation, biological process: transmembrane transport.
AUAAACCUCACAAUCCAUCACCACUCAGUGCUUCAUGAGCCACUGUUACAGUAGUGAGUGGUGACCUCAACAACACCCAAACACAAGAACAUCUUUCAACUGUCAUUCUCCCAUGAAUCCUGCUACUGAUUUCUUCUUAAACCCAGUUUUCUUACAUGGGUGUGUUGCUUCUAUACAGUUUGUGUUCUUGUUCUUCAUAUUUGUCUCCUGGGCUUCCAAAAGAUUCAAGAUUGAUCGAACUUUGGUUCCGAAACAGAGUCAUGGGUGUUUGUUCUACAAACAAACUCUCUGUUGCUCUCUUGUUCUUUCACUCUUCAAUCUUGUGUUGUGUUUCUUGAACACUUUUUAUUGGUAUAGAAACGGCUGGACUGAUGAAAAGAUUGUGACCCUUUUGCAUGCUGCUCUUGGAGCACUUGUUUGGUUGUUUGUUUCGGUUUACUUACACACACUUGUUUCAAAUUCGUCGACAGAAUCUAGGAAAUACCCUUUUGUUUUAAGGUUUUGGUGGGUGUUUUUCUUUUUAGUUUCUUGUUACUCCCUUGUGGCAGACUAUGUUUACUACAAAAGAACCCAUGAUUCAGUUUCUAUGUUCUUCGUCUCUGAUUCGGUGUCUAGUUUCAUGGGUUUGUUUCUUUGUUUUGUGGGGUUGUCCUACAAAACAGAGGAAGAGUCUCAAAAUCAUAGUAUUGAAGAACCCCUUUUGAAUUCUGGUGUCUCUAGAGGUGAACUUGCAUCAACUUACGAAAAUGCAAGUUUCUUUAGCCGGUUGACAUUUUCUUGGAUGAAUUCUGUGAUUGCAAAAGGCAACAAAAAGACAUUAGAUCUUGAAGAUGUUCCUCUGCUUGCAAAUAUUGAUAGUGUGAAAGAAGUGUUUCCUGUUUUGUUAGAUAAAGUAGAGUCUUUAAGCAAUGGCGGUAAUCAAAUCACUGCAUUUGGUCUAGCGAAAGGCUUGUUAUACAUCGUGUGGAAAGAGGUCGUGAUCACAGGAUUGCUUGCUUUAACAUAUGCGUUGUCCAGUUUUGUUGGUCCUUACCUCAUAGACUCGUUGGUUCAAUAUCUGAAUGGACACCGAGAUUAUGAAAACCAAGGUUUUGUUUUGGUGGCUGCAUUCUUUGUUUCAAAGAUUAUUGGCUGUUUGGCGCAACGGCAUUGGUGGUUCAAGCUCCAACAGGCCGGAAUUAGAGUCAGGUCCGCCAUGGUUAGCGUGAUUUUCCAAAAGGGCUUGACCAUUUCUGGUCAGUCGAAGCAAGGGAACUCAAGUGGCGAAAUCAUAAACUUCAUGGCAGUUGAUGCUGAAAGGAUAGGUUACUUCGGUUGGCAUAUGCAUGAUUAUUGGCUAGUACUCGUCCAAGUAGCGGUUGGAUUAGCACUUUUAUAUAAGAAUUUAGGGUUAGCCGCGGUUGCUUCAUUAAUCGCUACAGUUUGUGUGUUGUUGGCCAACCUUCCACUCGGGAACAUACAAGAAAAGCUUCAAGAUGACUUGAUGAAAUCUAAAGAUAAAAGGAUGAAAUCAACAUCUGAAAUCUUGAAAAACAUGAGGAUUCUUAAACUUCAAGGUUGGGAAAUGAAGUUCUUGUCAAAAAUCAUCAAGCUUCGCGGCGAAGAAGAAGGUGCAUUGAAGAAGUAUAUGUAUACAUUGUCCUUGAAUUCUUUCUUGUUCUGGGGUGCUCCAACUGUUGUAGCCGGGAUCACUUUCGCAACAUGUUUGUUAGUUGGCAUCCCACUUGAAUCAGGAAAGGUACUUUCUACACUUGCAACGUUUAAAAUACUUGAAGAGCCGAUUUACAAUCUUCCGGAUUCGAUUUCGAUAUUUUUUCAAACUAAAGUCUCGCUUGAUCGCAUUGCCACCUUCCUCCGUACCAAGGACAUAGAUUCUAAUGCUAUAACUAAAGUUCCACAAGGCAGUUCUAGCACAGCUGUUGAGAUUAUUAAUGGGUGUUUUUCAUGGGAUUUAGCUCCAUCUUCUAACCCAACUUUGAAAGAUAUAAAUAUUAGAGUGAAUCAAGGUAUGCGAGUUGCUGUUUGUGGGACUGUUGGAUCGGGGAAGUCGAGCUUACUUUCUUGUAUCUUGGGGGAGGUUUCGAAGAUAUCAGGAAGCGUAAAAGUAGAAGGAUCAAAGGCGUAUGUAGCUCAAUCUCCAUGGAUACAAAGUGGAAUGAUUGAAGAUAAUAUCUUGUUUGGCAGGGAGAUGGAUAGAGAGAGGUUUGAGAAGGUUCUAGAAGCAUGUUCUUUGAAGAAAGACCUUGAAGUUCUUUCCUUUGGUGAUCAAACGGUUAUCGGCGAACGAGGGAUCAAUUUGAGCGGAGGUCAGAAGCAGAGGAUACAAAUCGCACGGGCACUUUAUCAAGAUGCUGAUAUUUAUCUUUUUGAUGAUCCAUUUAGCGCAGUUGAUGCUCAUACAGGAAGUCAUCUUUUUAAGGAAUGCAUCUUGCGGUUUCUGGAGUCGAAGACAGUGAUUUACAUCACACAUCAAGUAGAGUUUUUACCUGCUGCAGAUCUCAUCCUGGUUUUGAGAGAUGGAAGGAUUACACAAGCUGGAAAGUACGACGACAUUCUAAAUUCAGGAGGCGACUUUAUGGGUCUUGUAGGCGCACACAAAGAAGCGUUAUCAUCCAUUGAUUCCAUAAAAACAAGUGUUCAACAACAAGCAAAUAGUUCCAAGAACACAGACGAUAGUCAAAACGCUGAAGCAAAUGGUAUCCCGGGCCCAAAAGCACAGCUUGUUCAAGAAGAAGAACGCAAAAAAGGAAAAGUGGGUUUCUCAGUCUACUGGAAAUACGUAACAACAGCUUACGGAGGCGCACUAGUACCAUUUAUAAUAUUGGCACAAGUUCUCUUCCAAGCGCUAGAGAUCGGAAGCAAUUACUGGAUGGCUUGGGCAUCUUCAAGGUCACCAAGUGAUCCAGCACCGGUUACAGGCUCAACCCUGAUUAUUGUUUAUGCAGGUUUAGCAGUUGGAUGUGCGUUAUGCAUACUUGCAAGAGGCUUGCUUCUUGCAACCGCUGCGUAUAAGGCAGCCACUCAUCUCUUCCACAAAAUGCACUUCGCCAUUUUCCGGUCACCCAUGUCUUUCUUUGACUCUACUCCAAGCGGACGAAUUCUAAAUAGAGCAUCUACAGACCAAAGUGCGGUGGACAUGAGUGUUCCUUACCAAAUUGGAUCAUUUGUAUUCGCUGUCAUACAACUUCUUGGCAUCAUUGCAGUUAUGUCACAGGCUGCUUGGCAGGCGAUCAUUAUAGUUAUUCCGAUUGCAGGAAUGUGCAUCUGGUUACAGCAGUAUUACUUGCCUUCAGCACGAGAAAUGGCACGGAUAGCUGGAGUUUGUAAAGGUCCAGUGGUACAGAAUUUUUCUGAAACAAUAUCAGGGGCAACGACCAUUAGAAGCUUUGAUCAACAAGCCAGAUUUCAGAAUAUUAAUCUGAAAUUAAAUGACGAUUUUUCAAGGCCAAAGUUUUACCUUGCUGCAGCUAGGGAGUGGUUAGCAUUUCAUUUGGAUAUGCUCUCUUGUUUUACGUUUGCUGCGUUUUUAACUUUCUUGGUUUCUAUCCCCGAGGGAACUAUUGAUCCAAGUAUCGCGGGAGUGGCUGCUACUUACGGGCUUACUUUGAGCAGUUUACAAGGAUGGAUAGUAUGGAAUCUUACUGACCUCGAAAACAAGAUUAUUUCGGUUGAAAGAAUAUUUCAGUACUCUUCUAUCCCAAGUGAACCUCCUCUUGUUAUAGAAUCAAAUAGGCCUUAUGAUCAAUGGCCAUCACAAGGAGAAGUUGAUAUACGUCAUCUGCAGGUUCGGUAUGCACCACAUAUGCCACUUGUGUUGAGGGGCCUUACAUGCACUUUCAGUGGGGGAAAGAAAACUGGGAUUGUUGGAAGAACGGGAAGUGGGAAGUCGACUUUGAUACAAACACUCUUUCGCCUUGUGGAGCCAGCAGCUGGACAGAUUCUGAUAGAUGGGAUCAACAUAUCCACAAUCGGACUUCAUGAUCUUCGUUCAAGAUUGAGCAUAAUUCCUCAAGAUCCUACCAUGUUUGAAGGAACUAUCCGAAGCAACUUGGAUCCCCUUGAAGAGUAUACAGACGACAAGAUUUGGGAGGCCCUCGAUAAGUGCCAACUUGGAGACGAAGUGAGGAGUAAGGAAGGAAAGCUUGAUUCACCAGUUAGUGAGAAUGGAGAGAACUGGAGUGUGGGUCAAAGACAGCUGGUGUGUCUCGGGCGCGUGCUACUCAAGAAAACCAAAGUCUUAGUACUUGAUGAAGCUACUGCUUCAGUAGACACUGCAACGGAUGGCAUGAUUCAACAAACACUCGGGAAACACUUCAUCGACUCUACUGUGAUAAUGAUUGCACAUCGAAUCACUUCUGUGCUCGAUAGUGACAUGGUUUUGGUUCUAGAACAAGGUCUGGUUGAUGAAUACGACUCUCCAAAGAAAUUGCUAGAAGAUGAUUCAUCUUCAUUUGCAAAGCUUGUUGCCGAGUAUAGUAUGAGAUCCAAUUCCAGUAUUAAAAGUUAAUAUACAUGUUUGAUUUGUGGUAAUAAAAACACGCACGUUUCUUAUUAUAUUAUAGAGUAAAUUGCUUUUAA